AUGAUGUGGUUCUGGAACCGCAUUGAAGGACAUUCACUACCAGUGAGGCACUGGUGCGACCAAAAUGAUAGGUUAGGCCGCUAUGGAUGGACGCGACAUGACUUCCACUCUUUCGGCAUUCAGGAGAUUGUCGACAAGAAUGUGGUCUUUGAGACCAGUUUCGUGAAGUACGCGAACAACAGCUGGAGAUCACGAAUAGAAGCCAAACCCAAAUAUGCAGAGCACUCGACCUCAAUGUCGCCAUCAGUUCCCAUAUCUUUGAUCUUCUAUGUGGCGACACAACGACCUCAGGAUCGGCUCCAAGUGUUGCCAUUCAAUGCGGAACUUAAGCCCAACUCUAACUUCCAAAUUGAAGGCCAUUCACACGAUUUGGGGGACUUUCGCAUGUCUUUCACUAUCUCUAAAAACAGAGCAAAUGUUUUGUUUAGAAAUUAUUUGAAUACAGUGUCGGAUCCACCGCUAGUUUACCUCAAAGAGAGUCUCCUUAAGAAUUUGGUUCUCUUUGACAUCAAUGACAUCCAAAGGAACCCAAUAUUUGUGGUGAACGGCGACUCAUUUGACAAAAGAGACCAAAUAAGUAGAGCUAACUUUGUUGCCCAUCAGAUAGUCUUCUCUUCUGCCAUCGAAUUGUACGUUGAGUUCCAAACUCUCAGCUCUCAGUCAUCCUCUCAGUCAUCCACUCAUUCAACUCAUUCAGUGACCAUCGAGUCCUACAAAAAUGAAUUACAGAAAAGGAGUCUUCAGUUCGACAAAGACUUUGAGCUUAAGUUUGGUUUAGAAGAGAAAAAGUUUAGUCAAAAUGAGAUCUCAUUCGCGAAAGCAAUUGUUAGUAACGUUUUGGGAAGUAUUGGGUGUUUCAGUGGUUAUUCAUCCGUACACUCAGAUCCAAGUGAAGAACCAGUUCCUUAUGGGCCGCUGCAGUUGCUGACAGGUGUGCCCUCCCGUUCCUUCUUCCCCAGAGGCUUCCUUUGGGACGAAGGCUUUCAUCAGCUAUUGAUCAGUGAAUGGGAUCGGGAGUUAUCCGAGACUAUGAUUGAAAGCUGGUUGAGUCUUAUGAAUAGCGAGGGUUGGAUUCCUCGUGAAGUGAUUUUGGGCGGUGAGGCCGAGGCUAGAGUUCCCAAAGAGUUUAUUGUUCAGAAGACCACUAAUGCCAACCCUCCGGCCCUCUUCCUGUCCAUAGAAAAACUGUUAAAUAACGGAAACGUUGACAUCAAAUGGUUGCAUAAAGUGUUUCCUCGACUUCAACUCUGGUAUAAUUGGUUUAAUGUCUCACAAAUGGGACAAAUCUCUGGUACUUAUCGUUGGAGAGGAAGGAAUCCAAAUACAAGAAAAGAAUUAAAUCCAAAAACAUUGACAUCAGGUUUAGAUGAUUAUCCGCGAGCCACUCAUCCAACCGAUGAUGAGAUACAUCUCGAUCUGAGGUCAUGGGUUGCGUUUGCCUCACGAGUGAUGGCAAGAAUUGCGGAAUUGGUGGACAAGUCUCUGGUCGCACAGUAUGAAGAAACGGCUCAAUAUUUAAGUGAUAAUGAAUUAAUGGAUUCCAUGCACUGGUCGGACAAACAUAACAUGUAUUGCGACAAAGGGUUGCACUCGACUCAAGUGACGCUCAUUAAAGUGAGAAACAAAUCGGACAACGGGUUCGAGAAGGAGAGGAAAGUAGUCAUUCCUCCCGCUUAUGACUGCGUCCCAGAGUUGGGUUAUGUCUCUCUCUUCCCAUUUAUGUUGACAUUAAUUGAAACAAAAAAUCCAAAAUUGGCUAAAAUUUUAGAUGACUUGGAGAAUCCGAAACUGAUUUGGAGUUCCCAUGGAAUCCGAUCCCUGUCCCGAAAAUCUGCUUACUAUCAGCAGCACAACACGGAAGUGGAUCCGCCGUACUGGAGGGGCGCCGUAUGGAUUAACAUGAAUUAUCUAAUCCUAAAGUCACUGCAUUAUUACUCGUCCACUCCCGGGCCCUAUCAGAGUCGAGCCCUUUCCAUAUAUCAACGUUUGAGACAAAACCUAAUCUCAACUGUGUUUACAGAAUAUGCCAGAAGUGGUUAUGUUUGGGAACAGUAUAAUGAUAUGACAGGCAAAGGGCAAGGAUCUCACCCCUUCACUGGUUGGUCGGCUCUUAUUGUCUUAAUAAUGGGUGAAAAAUAUUAA
Molecule: messenger RNA, 2142 nt
Organism: Oppiella nova
Lineage: Eukaryota; Metazoa; Arthropoda; Arachnida; Sarcoptiformes; Oppiidae
Source: the annotation of a GenBank genome assembly